This is a messenger RNA of Papaver somniferum (opium poppy), 717 nucleotides long. RefSeq lists its product as uncharacterized. The record is from RefSeq and is a predicted model, not a curated record. The transcript has a single exon. The coding region runs from base 1 to 717 and encodes 238 amino acids. Lineage: Eukaryota; Viridiplantae; Streptophyta; Magnoliopsida; Ranunculales; Papaveraceae.
AUGGAUGAGGAGCAAUUAUUGAAUCUCUUUGAUUCCAACUGGUUUUACAAUGAUAUCAUCGCAGCACCAUCUUUUGCCACAAACCCAGAUCUUGAAUUUCUAUUCAAACCUUUAAAACCAGAGAUUACUCGAAUACAAUCAUCUCUUCUUCGAUCUGUAAGUGAAGAUUUACAGUCACAAUCAAGUUUUACUUCUUCUUCUUCUCCUGAUUCAGUUCUAAGACCGCAGCAAUUACAAACAAUCAAUUCAGGAAAAGUGGAAGAAGAACAGAAACUUGAUUCAUCAUCAGGUGAAACUAGAGGAGCAGCUUCAAAUAAAUUGAUGAUCAAGGGUAAAAGAAUGAAGAAGAUGAAGAGCAGUAAAAGCUUAUCAGAUCUUGAGUUUGAAGAAUUAAAAGGGUUUAUGGAUUUGGGUUUUGUAUUUUCUGAAGAAGAUAAGAAUUCAAGUUUGGUUUCAAUCAUUCCUGGUUUACAGAGAUUAGGAAACAAGGAAAACCUUAUCACAGAAGCACAAGAAGAAGAUCAAAGUCGUAAACCAGCCAGAGGUGCUGAUUUUCAAAGACCUUAUUUGUCUGAAGCUUGGGCUGUUUUAGAUAACAAAACAAAGGAAGAAGAGCUGCCAUUAAUCAAGUGGCAAGUUCCUAAAUUAGACAAUGAAAUAGCCAUGAAAUAUCAUCUUAGAAAUUGGGCUCAUACUGUUGCGUCUGCUGUGAGAUGA